This is a messenger RNA of Ruditapes philippinarum (Manila clam), 1927 nucleotides long. RefSeq lists its product as uncharacterized. Lineage: Eukaryota; Metazoa; Mollusca; Bivalvia; Venerida; Veneridae. Bases 1 to 1842 code for a protein of 613 amino acids. The transcript is spliced from 9 exons. The record is from RefSeq and is a predicted model, not a curated record.
AUGACAGGAACGGCUAUAAUCUACAUACCACAUUUAGGCAUCAACACAACACGUAGUUUUAAUCAAAGUUUAGAAUACAAAGUAACGGGUGACACCAUAACAAAGGUAAAUACAACAGUGGAACACAAGGGUAUACAUGUGACAACAGAUGUCGACGUGACACUUACUGUUAUGAAAUAUCCAGGCGGUACAUGGGAAGGUUUUUUGGCACUUCCGACUGACAUGUUGUCUACUGAAUACAUAAUAUCGUCGUAUGAGCCAUAUUCCAGCAGCCAGUAUAGUGAUUUUCUUGUUGUUGCUGUACAUGACGACACUUUUAUUAAUAUAUAUCUCAAUAAAAAUGUAGUAAAAGUCAAGUUGAAUAGACUAGAGACGUAUCUUGUACGAAGAUAUGACGAUUUAAGUGGAGCAAGAGUUAGCAGCAAUACAUCUGUCGCUGUUUUCUCUGGACACGAAGCUACGAUGACACCAAUAACUUGUGCUGGCUCGGGAGAAUAUUUUGUAGAGCAACUUUUGCCUACCAAACAUUUUGCUCAAGAAAUUAUCGUUCCGCCGGUACCGCCAAAAUCACAAUAUGUAGUGCGAAUAUAUAGUUCAUCUCAAAACACAUCUAUAACAUUUCGUAAUACAACGAAUCAAAAUAGGCAAAUUCUUUUGAAAGUUGGUGAAUUCUAUGAAAUUGUAAGUAGUAAAGACGCAAUGUACGUUUUUGCAACCAAACCUGUUCAGGUGAUGUUGUACAGUACAUGUCAUUUUGAUAAUGGUAUUGGCAACGUGUUCAUGUCUAUAGUCCCGGCAAUCAAUCAAUAUAGAAACUUCUAUCAUUUCUCCAUAAUUGCAACCAAUGAACCUUUUACUCAUUAUCUAACAAUCAUUGCAAAAACUGAGGAUCUAUCUGGACUAAGAAUCAAUGGAAACCAAAUGGGAAAUAUCUUUUAUAGCUAUGUGACACACGCAAACAAUGAGACGUUUACAGUUAACGUAUACAAAUUGACAGCCGGUGAAUAUCAUCUGUAUCACGUGACCGGUAGAACAUUUGGAGCAAUACAAUAUGGCUUUUAUUUAAAUUAUGCUUACGGAUACCCGCUUGGGAUGGAGGUUUACACAGAAAGCACGGGAAAUGACGAACUUAAAUGUUUCGACUGUAAUGAUAUGACUCAUUUGUACCUCUGUGACACCGUUAGUAAAUGUUUGAGCGGCCAGAUGUUCUAUGGUGUAACAUUAAGAGUUAUGUGUACAGUGUUCCGUGAAGGUCUGACAACAAAAAGCGCAAAGUACGACAUUACGAUGCUGACAGUUCGACAGUACAAUGGCAAAGCGCUGCAGUUCGGAGGUGAAAGUUCGACAGUAUGCCAUGUGGAGUCCUAUAGAACCAACAGUGGGCAGGUGAAAUACAACAGUGGAUGCUUAGCCUCAGAGCAAUGUUCUAGUAAGAAACGACAAACAAGUCAGAGUAAAUCCAAAUGUGUUCACUGCUGCUCUUCACCACUUUGCAAUUCGAACGGCUGUGGAGCUGAGGGUUUGCCUCCCUUUCAACUACGAGGACCGUUAUGCUACGACUGCUCGUAUGUUUCUAACAUGGAUGAGUGUAAGACAGUAAGGCUGUGUUCCAAAGACGAAGUUUGUAGCGUAGAGAAGUAUGACUGGGGUGGGGUAUAUGACCAUUACACAGCAAAAUGUCAUAACAAACAGUGUAUUUCGCACAAGAGACAAACUGACGUCACAUCUGCACGAGAAUCACGAUCAACGCCCGUAUGUAAAACCUGUUGCGACGCCGAUCUUUGCAAUACCGAUUGCUCAAAGACGUCACAAAAUGGCACUGACGUCAUAAUUGUUGGAUGAAUUCGGGCGUUGUCAUGAAAUUACUUCUUGGUGAUGGGUGAAAAAACUUUAUAUUAAUAAAGACAAAAAUAACUACCAUUUAGUA